Messenger RNA from Conger conger (European conger), 4203 nucleotides. RefSeq names its product transmembrane protein 63A (gene tmem63a). Lineage: Eukaryota; Metazoa; Chordata; Actinopteri; Anguilliformes; Congridae. Gene Ontology annotation, molecular function: calcium-activated cation channel activity. The transcript has 23 exons. Gene Ontology annotation, cellular component: plasma membrane. Bases 138 to 2525 code for a protein of 795 amino acids. The record is from RefSeq and is a predicted model, not a curated record.
GUGUUCUGCCUUGUCAUGUAACAGCGCAUGUGCGGAUAUGUAACUUAACUUUCCGAACAUUUAUGAUACUUCGCUAGUAGUUUUCCGGGGACAGUGACUUCCGAAUUAAACUGACGAGUUGCCAUCAAAGUGUGCCUAUGGGCUCGCCGUGGUGGGAUGGGUCCCCCUUGCUUGCGGGCAAUGGUUCUGUAGCCAUUGACAACAGAAGCUGCUUCACCACGACUGAAAGCACGGUGCUACGUGGGGUCAAUUUCGGUGGUGUACCAGUCGUACUGCUGCUGGAUUUCAUUGUUUUCAUUGUGCUGCUGGGACUCUUCACGGUCAUCAGGAGAAAGCUGUGGGACUAUGGCCGCCUGGCGCUGGUUGCUGAUGGCAGCGGGUUUGGUGAGACAUCGCACCGCCGCUACGGCCAUGUGUCGUCCCAAGGCUCCAGCGGUGAAGACCAUGAUCUGGAGACGCAUGGAUUCUGUUCCUGGCUGCCUUUCGUCAUCCGUAUGGGUGAGGAUACUAUCAAGGCGAGGUGUGGCACCGAUGCUGUGCAUUACCUGUCCUUUCAACGCCACCUCAUCGCUCUGCUGACCAUCAUCUGUGUGACGUCUGUUGCCAUCAUACUGCCAGUCAACCUGUCUGGCGAUUUGUUGGAUAAUGAUCCUUACAGCUUUGGAAGAACCACCAUUGCCAAUCUUCAGAAGGAUAACAACCUGCUGUGGCUGCACACAGUGUUCGCAGUUCUCUACUUGAUCCUCACGGUGGUUGUUCUGAGAAGACACACCUCCAAAAUUAAGGCUGUCCAAUCAAACACGGACAGAAGAACCCUCUUUGUGUGCUCCGUUCCUAAAAAUGCCAAUGAGGAGAGCAUAAAGACACAUUUUAAUGAGGCAUACCCUACCUGUCGCGUGUCUGAAGUGCACCUGUGCUAUGAUGUCUCCAGGCUGAUGUACCUGGCGAAACAAAGGAAACGUGCUGAGAAGAACCUGCUGUACUACCAGGCGAUUCUGGAGCAUGACGGUAAAAGGGAAGAGAUUAAUCCCCGUCCCUGUGGACAGCUGUGCUGCUGUAUGACCCGCGGCUGUGAGCAGGUGGAUGCCAUUGACUUCUACUGCGAGAGGGAGGCUGCAUUCCUGGAGGAGAUGAAGAAACAGAGGGAGCAGGUGCCACAGAGCGCACUGGGCAUGGCCUUCGUCACCCUGCACACUGAGGCCAUGGCUGCUUAUAUCCUGAAGGACUUCAACGCCCUGCAUUGUGGGGGUGCGUCUGAAAGCAUGCCUGAUGAAGAGGCGUUUCGAUGUGGGUGUGGCCAGGAGCCCCAGCCCUCCUCUGGGAGUCAGGCCCUAAGAGUGACCCGCUGGAGAGUCAGCUACGCCCUCCACCCCAACAGCAUAUACUGGGAGAACCUGAACCUGCAGGGUGUGCAUUGGUGGCUACGCUGUUUGCUGCUCAACUUCUUCCUUUUCUUCCUCCUCUUUUUCCUUACCACGCCCUCAAUAAUCAUCACCACAAUUGAUAAGUUCAAUGUCACCAAGCCAAUCCACUACCUCAAUAGUGCAGUGAUCAGCCAGUUCUUCCCCACAUUGCUGCUGUGGUCCUUUUCUGCUCUGCUGCCCACAGUGGUUUACUACACCACUCUGGGGGAGUCUCACUGGACCAGGUCGAGUGAGAACAGGACCAUGAUGCACAAACUCUACUUUUUCCUCCUUUUCAUGGUGCUGAUAUUGCCCUCAUUGGGGCUUACCAGUUUGGACGUCUUCUUUCGAUGGCUGUUUGACACCAAGUUUUUGUCUCAAGGAAAGCUGAGGUUUGAAUGUGUAUUCCUGCCGGAUCAGGGGGCAUUCUUUGUGAACUAUGUCAUCGCGGCAGCGCUGGUUGGGUCUGGGAUGGAUCUGCUGCGUCUGCCGGGACUGCUGCUGUAUACCGUGCGCAUGGCCCUGGCCACCUCAGCCGCAGAGAGGAAAUACAUCAAACAGAAUCAGGCCUACGAGUUUGAGUAUGGGGUCAUGUACGGCUGGACUCAGUGCGUCUUUACCGUCAUCAUGGCCUACAGCAUCACCUGUCCUGUUAUUGUGCCCUUUGGUCUACUGUACUCCAUACUCAAGCACCUGGUGGACAAGCACAACCUCUACUUCGCCUACCUCCCCACUCGCCUGGACAGACAGGUGCACUUGGGCGCGGUCAACCAGGCCAUGGCCGCUCCGAUAAUCUGCCUGCUCUGGCUCUACUUCUUCUCCGUCAUUCGCACAGGGUUCAUGGCGGACACUUCUCUCUUCACCUUAAUCGUUCUCUGUGUGACCAUCUUCAUCUGCAUCGGCUACUCCUGCUUCGGGCACUUCAAGUACCUGAGUCCCCACAACUACAAUGUUAAGGAAGAUGGCGAUGAGCCUGGAGAAGACGUAUCAGCGGAACCUUCUGGUUCGGUCUACCUUCCCAGAGUGUUGCAGACAUCGCCUCCUUCUUUGGCUCCCUCUCCUGCAAGAAGACCGGCCCAGUCCUACGGGACACUGGAGGAUAACCCCCCACCCUCCAGUUAACAGCCAGUCUGGACUCACCCAGCCAAAAAUAGCCAGAGUUAAAUGCCACAGACCACAGCAAAUAGCCCUGUUUAACUUGUAUUGCUCUCCAGCUGAUACUUGGGUCCAUAUUUUCCGGCCGGCAUCUGCUGUGUUGUGAGCUGGCAUGCUGCCGAAUUAGCAUUUUUCGGACAAUCCAGAUGCGUCUGGUAAUUUUGGGACUCGUGGCACGCUGAACUGGGAGGAGCUCCGAUGCUGUGUUCAAGAGUGAGCAGCUCAUUGCCAAUUUGGUGUAGCUUAUUGCAAUUUUCUGGUCAUUAGUUACCUUCUAGCAUAUCUUCCUCGCUAAUAUCAUCCAGUUGUGCUCAAAGAGACCAAUAAACAACAAGACGUGUUAUUUUUUGUCUGGAGGGCCGGUUAUGUCGGUAGCCUAAACAUCCAGUUUAAGUGUUUGGAUCAAGUUCAAGUUCAAAUAACCAAGGAGAAAGACACAUGUGCAACAUGUGCAAACCCAAAACGCCCAUUUUUCAGAAAAUCGCUUAAAGAAAGAAAAUCAGUUUACUAAGCCAUAUCAUUCAUAUACAUUUAUAAUUUAAUUGUAUGUAAUUUUUUUUCAUUUUGCGAAUGGCUUGAUAACCUGUGUUAUGAUCUUCCCUGGUUUUAUUUUGUUUAGUAAUUCUACAAAAUGUGUCAGUAUUUCUUAGUUAUACAAUAGUACGUUUAAAGUAUUGCUACAGGUUUAAUAGGGAAUUAAACUAGCCCAUAAUAAAUGUUUGGGCAAUGUUUUAUUGAAAUUCUGACAGAAGAAAAUACGUACAAAUCGAUUUUACAAACGGAUUUAUCGUAUGAGAUGCGUUUUAAUUUUUAAAUUUAUUUUUAUUAAAACAUCUCAAAAUGACUUGCACCGCGCACCUUGAUCUGUGCACCCCGUGAUCGACCGGAUUAGCCACGCUCACCUCGCCAGGUGACUGCGCCAAAGCUCCGUGCAAUAUUGGUUCCUGAAAGUAUGGCCCUUGGUCUUCUGCUUUAGCCUAUGGUUGGCGCAACCGCAGGAUUCAGUUUCUCUAUACUGCAUGUGCAAGCCACAGUGCCCUUUGCUAUACCUUGAACCCCACUGUCACCCCUUGCUAGCCCCUCUUAUGAUCUUUCGCUCUGUGCACUCCAUCCCCCGAGACAGAUAGGAGCACUCUGUGCACUCCAUCCCCCGAGACAGCACUCCAUCCCCGAGACAGAUAGGAGUUGAUACUCCACUGUGGCACCUGCUAAUCACUGGGCCCUUGUGUUACCCUCUCUGCUGUCUGAAUCACCAAAACAUAAUAAUAAAUAAAGGAGAGUGGUCCACUCUACUUUAAAAAAACAUAAUGAAACAAAAGUUCAGUAAAAACAUGUUCAGAUGCACUAUACGAGACCAACAUGCCUAUGUCAGGAUAAAUUGCCCAAAUGCAGGUGUGCAAAGCAUGUAGAGACUUAGCCAAGAAGAUUCAAAGCUGUCAUUACUGCCAAAUGGGCUUCUACAAAGUACUGAAUUAAUGGUCUGAAUACUUAUAUAGAUGAGAGAUUUCAGUGAAUUGAUUUUUCUUAAAUUAACAAAAAUGAUUGAGUGUAGAUUUGUGGGAAAAUGGCAAUUUACAAUCUACAACACAAUUAAAGGUGCAAAAAGUGAAAGGGUAUGAAUACUUUCUGUAGCCACUGAUGGUUA